UGUGCAUUACUUUUCAGUGUUUGUUAGCAUUAAUCAUGUUGUUGAAUAAAAUUACAAGAGUUGCAUUAAAGACCGGAAAUGCAAAAAGUUUAUUGGUGCCAACACAUACGUCACUGUGUAAAACAAAACCUUCCUUUUCCGAAGACCGAAAUGGGAAAGUUUACGAAAUGCGAAAAUAUGUCUUCAAACCCGACGCAAUUCCUGAGUUUAAUAAAAUAAAUGAGUUGUUUUAUUUAAGAACAAACGUAUCAAAGUUGGUCGGUUAUUGGUCAUGUGAUAUGGGAAGCACUCUUAAUUCAUAUGUACAUAUUUGGGAAUAUGAUGACCUUCAACACAGAGCAGAAGUUCGUAAAGCUCUUUCACAGAACGAGGAAUGGAUUCAAAAAUAUUUUUCAAAGCUGCUUCCUUUGUUGGAUGUUCAAGAAAACUCUACAAUGUAUUUGCCUUCGUGGUGCAAACAAGUUAAUGACGUGGGGAAACAAAAUGGUGUCUUUGAACUUAUGACGUACACAAUGGUAACGGGUGGGUCGGUUAUUUGGGGGGAAAAGUUGAAAGCCACCAUAAAAGCUCAUGCUAGAAUUGGUUACAGUGAUUUGAUUGGAGUUUGGUACACAGAUAUUGGUGAUCAUAACACAGUUCAAGUUUUGUGGCGUUAUGAUUCGUUUGACAGUAGAAGGAUUGGACGAGACAAAGCUCACAAUGAUGCAGUAGUUGUCAAUAAAGUAAGAGACAACUUUAAGAAUGUGACACAGCAUUCAUCUAUCCUUAUGCUCCCAACUCCAUUCUCUACUAUGCAAUAAACACUUCUUGGGUAAAUCCUACUGGUGUACAAUGUUAUAGAACUAAUUUGGUGAGAUUUUUUUGGUUUACUAUACAAUAGCAACUUCUUUGGUCUGAUCUGUUUUGCAAUGUAUUGGAACUACUUAAGGGUGAAAUUAGUCUAGUGUACAAUGCAGUAAAAGUACUUCGGCUUUCACAUAUCCUGUCUAUAAUGAAAUCAAUAUUUUGUACGAAAACUAUUUUACCGUCAGCUAUACAGUUCCAUCUGUUUAUAUGCCAAUAUUGUGUGUUAUUUCUUCAAGCGUACUUUCUAUCUGCGUAGUAUAUAACUUAUCAAGCUGUACAAACUUUCUGCAUUGCAAUAUUUUCAUAACGUCUGUGUAUUUAUAUCGACCCUAUAUGCUUUUGGUUGCUCGGCAUUUUUCAGUAUCUUCGAAAUAAAAUAAAAACAUGAUGC
Messenger RNA from Ciona intestinalis (vase tunicate), 1237 nucleotides. Lineage: Eukaryota; Metazoa; Chordata; Ascidiacea; Phlebobranchia; Cionidae. The record is from RefSeq and is a predicted model, not a curated record.